AUGGCUCCUCGAGCUCGCAGAGAAACCUUGUAUACUGAGGACCCAUUGAUUGUGGUGAAGUCGCAGGAUGCCAACAAACACCAGAAAUUGGCCUUCGACUCUUCGGGUUUCCCGUCUUCUGAUCUAGAAAUCGACCCCAAUCGCACUCUAGCGGCCGCCGUUGUGGAGAAGGUCAUGGCGUUGCAUAAAAAGCUUCGCAUGCUUCACAGCCUCGUCCCGGAUCUCAAAGUCAACCAGGUCUUCAAUGAGCUGGUGUCGCUGUGUUUGCAGCCAUUCGACGAGGAUGUUGUUGACAGAGUACUAAGGAACGAUCGGGUCAAGGAAAUCGUUCCAACUUUACGUUCAAUAUGUUCAGCUGGGGAAUCAGAGCUGGAAUGCUACUGGUCGGAUCGGAUCAUAGCAAAACAUCAUAAGAGACAAACUCUUCUUGGCUUCGACGAGGCCCUCAGUGCUUUUCCGUAUUAUCAAAAUUACGUCGACAUCACUGACGUGGAAGCUUCGCUCAUUCGCUCAACACUUCCAAAGAACGUGGAGCCCGAGCACAUCACCUUCAUCGGCUCUGGACCACUCCCACUAACUUCUUUCAUGCUCUCAAAACAUCAUUUUCCCAAUGCGAAAGUUACAAACGUCGACUUCGACAUCCAAGCUCUUGCUGCAUCAAAAAAGCUUACAUAUCUCCUCGGUCUCAACUCAAAAAUUGACAUGAUGCAUGCCGAAGCAAGCAAUGUCCCCACGUCUGUGCUGGAGGGAAGCGAUGUUGUCUAUCUUGCUGCCCUCGUUGGCCUCAGUCUGGCUGAAAAGUUUACCAUACUAUGUUCAAUGGCGUCUAAGCUGAAAUAUGGCGCUCUGCUGGUAGUACGGAGCGCUCAUGGCCUGCGUGGCUUACUCUAUCCCGUCCUUGAUGUGGACCGUCUCGAUUAUGAUCUUGUCGACUUGGAUCUAGUGACUGAAUGGAUCCCCAAUAACAGCGAUAUUGUCAAUUCUGUAGUUAUUUUUAGGAAAAGAGAAAUCUUGCUCCAAUAGCAUAAGUAGUUGCUGCAACAAGCGCAAAGAGAAAAAUCCAAGUCGUAG
Molecule: messenger RNA, 1071 nt
Organism: Verruconis gallopava
Lineage: Eukaryota; Fungi; Ascomycota; Dothideomycetes; Venturiales; Sympoventuriaceae
Exons: 2
Coding region: 1-1023 (340 amino acids)
Biological process (GO): nicotianamine biosynthetic process
Molecular function (GO): nicotianamine synthase activity
Source: RefSeq, a predicted model, not a curated record